AUGAAAACGACGCUACUCGUUCUUCUUAUAGUAUUAGUUCAACUGUAUGAAGCUCUAAAUUGUUACUCAUGUUCAGGAACAACAGGUUGUAAUGAUCCGUUCAAUUCUCUUGGCUCUGGUGUUUCAACAACAGGAACAAAUACAGCAAAUACUUAUUGUAUUAAAAUAAAUUAUAUUGGAACAAUAUAUCGAUCGGGUGGUACAACGUGUACAAACUAUUGGUAUUCAUCGAAUGCUUAUCAAACUUGUUGUCAAUCAGAUUUUUGUAAUCGAACAACUGAAAUUAAAUUAAAUUUUAAUUUAAUUAUUAUUUUAUCAUUCUACGUUUUGAUUCUUUUUUUAAAUUGA
Rotaria socialis is the source of this 348-nucleotide messenger RNA. The record is from the annotation of a GenBank genome assembly. NCBI's taxonomy places the organism in Eukaryota, Metazoa, Rotifera, Eurotatoria, Philodinida, Philodinidae.